Paramecium pentaurelia is the source of this 688-nucleotide messenger RNA. The record is from the annotation of a GenBank genome assembly. Lineage: Eukaryota; Ciliophora; Oligohymenophorea; Peniculida; Parameciidae.
AUGAGUAAAAUGACACAAUUAAAAUUUCUCAAAGUAAAACCUUCAAUUAAAAUUGUAGUAUUUAAGCAAGAUUAUAUCUAGAGCAUUUUUAGAAGGUUAAUUAAAUCUAAUACCAUAUUCUAUUUUUGAGAUUAUUAUUCUCCUUAAAAUGAAACAAAAUAAUAAUAAGAGGAUAUUAUCAAUAACCUAAAAAUAAAUUUCAAAUCAGACAUAAGUUCUUUAUUGUUUACAAUUAAUUAAGUAUUUUCAGAAUUAAUGAUUUUGACUAAGAGAUUUGCAAGCCAGAUCCAAUUCUUGAUACGAUGAAUUUUAUUUUAAGAUAUAGUGAUAAUCCAGGAAUCUUCAAAAUCACAAAAAGGAUUAAGAAGAAAAAGUGAGGAAAAUAUUGGAUAGACCUUUGAUAGGAGAAUUAAAAAUUAAUGAUCAACAAUAACUAUUUUUUAAUACAGAAAUUGUACAAUUUAAUAUUUUUGUGCUUGGACAAUUUAUCUACAUUCUUUAGAUUGGGAAAAUUAAGAGAAAAAUAGAUGUUAGUCUCAAUAAUUAAUAAUUUUUCAUAUUUUAGGAUAAGAAGAUCCAGAAAAUCUUAAGAUUAUUCAAAAUCAUAUUGAUUGAAUUGUCAAAUUGCACAAUAUAGUAUUAAUCAAACUUUUAAGAUGAAUUAUCUAUGUUUAAAUGUAUCGUUUGA